Messenger RNA from Aspergillus tubingensis, 711 nucleotides. RefSeq names its product Duf341 domain-containing protein. The record is from RefSeq and is a predicted model, not a curated record. The transcript has a single exon. NCBI's taxonomy places the organism in Eukaryota, Fungi, Ascomycota, Eurotiomycetes, Eurotiales, Aspergillaceae. The coding region runs from base 1 to 711 and encodes 236 amino acids. Gene Ontology annotation, cellular component: nucleus; cytoplasm.
AUGAGGUUUCUCUGUCUCCAUGGCAUGGGUGCCAAUGCCCAGGUGCUGGAGAUCCAGAUUGCCGCCAUUACCAGCUCUUUCCCUGAACAUGAGUUUGUCUUUGCCGAAGGCCUAGAGCCUUGCCUUCCCGAUCCGAAGGUCCAGUCCUUCCUUUCCGGGCCUUAUCUCUGCUAUUACUCAUGUCCAACUCCAACUCAAAUGCACGAGGCGUUUACCCUGAUCCGAGAAGUCAUGGAUGAAGACGGCCCAUUCGAAGGAGUCAUUGGCUUCUCACAAGGGGCUGCACUGGCUGCGUCUAUGAUCCUCCAGCAUCAGAAAGAUAACCCCACCGCAAUGCCACUCUUUGAUCUCGCUAUCUUUCUGGGCGCCAGUCUUCCAUUUGAUAUGGACUCCAGCCUGGCUCUCCGCAGUAUCGUCGCCAUGCACCAUCGACCAAAUGGAUAUCCCGAUGGCGCUGGUGACGACCCUCUCAUCCUGCAGCAAUAUGAUCCGCGAACGACAAACCUGCGUAUAGAGAUACCUACGCUGCAUGUAAUUGGAAGAACAGAUCCAUUUCGGCAGCAAGGGGAAUUGCUGGUCGAGCUGAGUUCCGGGGAUGCCAUCCCAGUCGUCCAUGAUGCGGGUCAUAUUGUGCCUAGAGAUAUGGGCUCAACGGCCAAGAUAGUACGAUUGGUAGAGGGAAUGAUAGGCAGGGCUCAACACAUAUGCUGA